Schistocerca nitens (vagrant locust) is the source of this 3102-nucleotide messenger RNA. RefSeq names its product A disintegrin and metalloproteinase with thrombospondin motifs 7-like. Gene Ontology annotation, molecular function: metalloendopeptidase activity. Gene Ontology annotation, cellular component: extracellular matrix. The transcript is spliced from 22 exons. Bases 1 to 3102 code for a protein of 1033 amino acids. Lineage: Eukaryota; Metazoa; Arthropoda; Insecta; Orthoptera; Acrididae. Gene Ontology annotation, biological process: proteolysis; extracellular matrix organization. The record is from RefSeq and is a predicted model, not a curated record.
AUGCCUAGUCGGCAUACGCGCGAGCCGGCCGACUUCGAGUUGGUGGUUCCGCUACUGGUGCACGCGGACGGCAGCUUCCGCUCGUUCCGGCUGGCGCAGUUCUACGAGCGGCCGGUGGGCGGCAGCACUGGCGCCGGCGCUGCCCGGCACCACAGGAGCCCUGACCCUGGCCCGGAGGAGGUACACGUGAGGGUGCCAUGGCGCGGCGCGGCGCUGCACGUGGAGCUGCAGCCGUCCGUGGGGCUGGCAUCGCCGGCGCUGGUGGUGGAGCGACGCCGCGGCCCCGUGCCGAAUGCUUCCCAGCUGCGGGCCGCGGGUCGCCGGCAGUGCCACUACACGGGGCGCGUGCGGGGAAUGGCCGGAUCCCGCGCCGCGCUCUCACUCUGCGACGGCCUGGACGGAGUAGUUCCUGCAGGGAGCAGGCCCGGUGCGGUGGCUGCUGCGGCGAGCGGCGGCCGGCCGCGCCUCCCAGAAGCGCGCAGAGCGCCGCGGCCUGCCCCCCGCCCCGUCCUUGCGGUGCGCGCCGCUGCCCACGCAGGCCGGCCGCGUCUGUCCGCGUUAUUAACGUCCCUGCCGCCGGCAGGCUACGUGCGCGCCGGCGACUUGCAGCUGCUGGUGCAGCCCGCGCGUGGCCACAGGACUCGUGUGGCGGGCGGCGGCCAGCUGCACGUCGUGUCGCGCAGGCAGCUCGACGCACACCAGCUGAGGCCGCGCCGGACGUGCGCCACCUCAGGUCAGGAACACUUCUCACAAAACGACUGGCGGGCGGCGUGGGCGGAGCGGCUGCGGUGGCAGUCGCAGCAGGAGGGCUGGAGCGGUCGCAACGCCAGCGCGCGCUCCGUCAGCCAGCCGAGGUACCUCGAGACGCUCGUUGUCGCCGACAAGAAGUUCCUCGACUACCACAAGGGCUCCGACCUCGAGAACUACAUCCUCACCAUCAUGAACAUGGUGGCAGACUUCUACCACGACGGCAGCGUAGGCAACCUGCUCAACGUCGUAGUUGUGCGCAUCAUCUACUUAGAGAAGGAAGAGGAGGAGAUGGAUCUUGAGAUUUCGCCGGAUGCUGAGAAGACGCUGGCAAGCUUCUGCAAGUGGCAAGUUGGCGUCAACCCAAAGGACAUAUCGCAUCCCAAUCAUCAUGAUAUCGCUGUACUUCUCACCAGGCACGACAUCUGCUCGGACAACAUGAGCAACUGCAACCUGAUGGGCCUGGCGUACGUGGCGGCGGCGUGCAAGCCCGACCUGUGCUGCGCCAUCAACGAGGACAGCGGCCUGCUGCUGGGAGUCACCGUUGCCCACGAGAUGGGCCACGUCAUGGGAUGCAGCCAUGACGAGGAGAAUGUAUCUGGAUGCCCGCCCAAGGUGGACGACAACAACUAUAACGUGAUGUCGCCAUACGUGAUGGCCACCACCACACAAUGGUCGCCCUGCAGUCGCAAGUUCAUCACGACCUUCCUAGACGCCGGCCUCGGGGAGUGCCUACUGGACGAGCCUCAGGAGUCGCGCUACGCCUACCCGGAGAUGCCGCCGGGCGCCAUGUACGACGCUGACUACCAGUGCAAGACCAAGUUCGGCUCUCCAGGGGUCUGCGCCAUCUCGCCGGAAUCGCACUGCAAGCGGUUGAUGUGCAAGAAAGGAAACAGCAGCUGCGUAUCUGAUGGAAGUCCUGCUGCAGAUGGAACCAAGUGUGGGGAGAAUAAGUGGUGCUACGGGCAGCAGUGCGUGCCCGCCGGCGAGCGGCCGCGCGCCGUUGCAGGCGGCUGGGGGGAGUGGGGCGAGUGGCAGUCCUGCUCUCGCACCUGCGGGGGCGGAGUGCAGGCGUCGCAGCGCGAGUGCGACAACCCGCCGCCCGCGCACCGCGGUCGCUACUGCGUCGGCCUCCGGCGCCGCUACCGCGUCUGUAACAUACAGCCUUGCGAGGACGGUUCGCCGACGUUUCGCGAGGUGCAGUGCUCCGAGAUGGACUCGAAGCCGUUCGAGGACAAGCUGCACAAGUGGAAACCAUACCGAAAGGUCGCAAACCCGUGCGCACUGGUGUGCAUCAACGAGGAGCGCGUCUACUCGACUCUGGCGCCGCGCGUCAAGGACGGCACCCCAUGCAAGCCUGGCACCAGGGACAUGUGCAUCGCCGGCCGCUGCCGGCACGUGGGCUGCGACUGGGUGUUAGAUUCCGAUGCUGCCGACGAUCCGUGCGGCGUCUGCAAGGGCAACGGGACCAUGUGCCAAAAGGUCGACCACACAUUCACCCAGGCCUCGGGAAACGGCUACACAAAGGUGGUCACCGUACCCACCGGCUCUCGUCACCUCAGCGUGGAGGAGCUGGGCCCCACCGAGAAUACGAUUGCAGUCUCCGAUGAAAAAGGGGAGAUCUUCUUCCUGAACGGAAACUACACGGAGGAGGCGGACGGCGAGUACCGGAUGGGCGGGGUGCUCGCCUUCUACAGCCAUCCGCAGCCCAAUCAGGAGCGACUGGACGUCCCGGGCCCCACGCAGCAGCCGCUCACUAUACACGUGGUGUUCUUCGGCGGCAAGAACCCCGGCGUGCACUACAGCUACUACGAGCCCCUGGAGCGGCCGGCAGAGCGCACGCCUCGCUACUCCUGGGAGUUCCUCGGCUGGCAGGAUUGCAACGUCGUCUGCGGGGGCGGCACGCAGGUGGCGGAGCCGGUGUGCGUGGAGGAGGGUGCUGGCCGUGUGAGCGACCAGUCCUGCACCGCCGAGGACAAACCGGCGCCGCGCAGCCGCGUCUGCAACGAGCAGUCGUGCAAGAUCAGGUGGCGUGCGGCAACGUGGGGCCGGUGCUCGGGCUGCGUGUUCCGCGUGGGCAUGGCGCGCAGGCGCGUCGAGUGCGUGCGGCAGGCGGCGCGGCCUGAGGAUGACCCGGCCGUGGUGCCCGAGGCCAGCUGCAAGGGGCUGCCGCGGCCCGCAGGCGUCAAGUUCUGCAAGUCCACCAGGCCCUGCAGCAAGGCCGCGCCGGCGCCGUCGCCGCACGGCCGCAGCAGCAAGCAGGUGACUGGCGCCGCCUCUGCGCGCCCGAGCCCAUUCUGCAAACUGCACCUGCCGAUCAGGGUCACCGUCCGAGAGAUGAUGUUGCAGCUGUAA